Dryobates pubescens (Downy woodpecker) is the source of this 1285-nucleotide messenger RNA. It is a transcript of the gene NR2F6, whose product is annotated as nuclear receptor subfamily 2 group F member 6. Gene Ontology annotation, molecular function: RNA polymerase II cis-regulatory region sequence-specific DNA binding; nuclear receptor activity; zinc ion binding. The record is from RefSeq and is a predicted model, not a curated record. NCBI's taxonomy places the organism in Eukaryota, Metazoa, Chordata, Aves, Piciformes, Picidae. Gene Ontology annotation, biological process: cell differentiation; anatomical structure development; negative regulation of transcription by RNA polymerase II. The coding region runs from base 88 to 1245 and encodes 385 amino acids. The transcript is spliced from 4 exons.
AACUUAACCGAAGUCGUUCCGGGAGGCAACCGGGCACCAUGCGGCGGCGGGGCCGGUGCUGAGCCCCCCCCGGGGGUGGCGGGAGCCAUGGCCAUGGUGGCCGGCGGCUGGGGAGAGCCCAACGGGAGCGGCGGCAGCGGCGGCAGCGGCGGAGGGGAGGAGGCGGCGGCGUCCCCGGCGGGAGGAGGCAGCGACGCGGAGCACGGCGAAGAGGAACGGGCCGGGGCUCCGGUGGAUUGCGUGGUUUGCGGGGAUAAAUCCAGCGGGAAGCACUACGGGGUCUUCACCUGCGAGGGUUGCAAGAGCUUCUUCAAGCGCAGCAUCCGCAGGAACCUCAGCUACACCUGCAGGUCCAACCGCGACUGCCAGAUCGACCAACACCACCGCAACCAAUGCCAGUACUGCCGCCUGAAGAAGUGCUUCCGUGUUGGCAUGAGGAAGGAAGCCGUGCAGAGGGGCCGGAUUCCCCCUACCCACUCCAGCACCAGCCCCAACCCCCUGCCCAGCGGGGAGUACUUCAACGGGCAGCCGGUGUCGGAGCUCAUCUCGCAGCUGCUGCGGGCUGAGCCCUACCCUGCCGCCCGCUACGGCUCGCAGUACGCGCAGCAGGGCAGCGUCAUGGGCAUCGACAACAUCUGCGAGCUGGCCGCCCGCCUGCUCUUCAGCACGGUGGAGUGGGCGCGGAACAUCCCUUUCUUCCCCGAGCUGCCGGUCUCCGACCAGGUGGCCCUGCUGCGGCUCAGCUGGAGCGAACUCUUCGUCCUCAACGCCGCCCAGUCCGCCCUGCCCCUCCACAUGGCGCCGCUGCUGGCCGCCGCCGGCUUCCACGCCUCCCCCAUGUCCGCCGACCGCGUGGUGUCCUUCAUGGACCAGAUCCGCAUCUUCCAGGACCAGGUGGAGAAGCUCAACCGGCUGCAGGUGGACUCGGCCGAGUACAGCUGCCUCAAAGCCAUCGCCCUCUUCACCCCCGAUGCCUGCGGGCUCUCGGACCCGGCCCACGUGGAGAGCCUGCAGGAGAAGGCUCAGGUGGCGCUGACCGAGUACGUGCGCUCGCAGUACCCCUCGCAGCCGCAGCGCUUCGGGCGGCUCCUGCUGCGCCUGCCGGCCCUGCGCGCCGUGCCGGCCGCCCUCAUCUCCCAGCUCUUCUUCAUGAGGCUGGUGGGGAAGACGCCCAUCGAGACGCUGAUCAGGGACAUGCUGCUGUCCGGCAGCACCUUCAACUGGCCCUACGGGUCCGGGCAGUGAGGCGCUGGGCGGUGAGGGACGGAGCCUUGGCAGCCCUGGC